AAAUAAAGGCACAUGGAGCAUGCGCAGUAAUGAGACCUAACUGGGUUUAAUCCGAAUCGACGCCCGCUGCUUUUUGCUCUGGGCGCGAUCCCCUUAAAACCCCGAACGUUUGGAGUGCGUACGUCAUCCUCACUGCAUUUCGCGCGGGGGGGGGGGGGAACCACCGGCUGAGAUCUCGCGGCAGUUUGCCAAGAUUGGUCCCGCCCCCCCUCUCCCGCGUACCCACCAAUCAGGACAGGAGGCGGCGGUGACUGACGUGACGGCGAGCCCGAGCCCCGGUUGGGUUGAAGUUGGAGGGGAGUCGGGGCAGAGGCCUGUGUGAGGUGGCCUCUGUCGGUAUGAAGGAAGACAAGGAGAACGCCAAGCCCAGGGACAAGAAAGCGGAGGCUAAAUAUGAGGAGCGGGCGGAGAGACCCGAAAAAAAGGAGAAGAAAGAGGCUCUGACCAAGGUGGUGAUCCGCCGUUUACCCCCUAGUUUGACAAAAGAACAACUGGAGGAGCAACUUGCCCCAUUACCUGAACAUGAUUACUUUGAGUUUUUUUCUACCAAUUCAAGUUUGUUUCCCCACAUAUUUUCUAGAGCAUACAUAAACUUCAAAAACCAAGAAGAUAUUGUGCUCUUCAGGGAUCAAUUUGAUGGUUAUGUUUUUAUUGACAGCAAAGGUCAGGAAUACCCUGCUAUUGUAGAAUUUGCCCCAUUUCAGAAAAUUCCAAAAAAGAAAAGCAAGAAAAAGGAUGCAAAAGCAGGAACUAUUGAAGAUGGUACGGACAAUAUACAUUUUAGUGACGAUCCCGAAUAUAAGAAGUUCUUGGAGAGUUAUAAUAAUGUGGAUGAUGAGAAAAAUUCAAACAAUCCUGAAACACUUCUGGAGGAAAUUGAAGCAAAAACAAAAGAACUAGCAGCCAAGAAAACAACUCCCCUUCUGGACUAUGUAAAAACUAAGCAGAGAAUAAGAGAGGAAAAAAGAGAAGAAAGGAGGAGACGAGAGCUGGAAAAGAGGAGACUCCGAGAAGAAGAAAGAAGAAAAUGGAGAGAGGAUGAAAGGCGGAAAAGGAGAGAAGCAGAGAAGCAAAAGAAAAUGGUAGAGAAAGGAUUUGAUAAAGAAAAGGAUCGAUCAAAGGAUGAACCUAAGAUAAAGCUUCUGAAGAAGCCAGAAAAAGGGGAUGACUGUAGCAUGGAAAAGCCAAAGGACAAAAUAAAGAAACUGGACAGAGAAAGAGCUAAAGAAGACAGGUUGUUCAGUGGCCAGGGAAAACGCCUGGAGAGUUCCAUCAAGGAUGAUAAAGGAAAGAAGUUUGAAGAUGAUGGCGGAAGAGAGUACCGGGAAAAAGAGGAAAGGGAACGGGAGAGAAGGCUGAAGGAGAAAGAGCGCCAGAAACGCCAAGAGGAAGAACGGCGGAAGCCGAGGGAGCGGUCUGAGGCUGACAAGCCUUUCAGAAAAAAAGACGAAGAGAUAAAGAAGGAGAAGGAUCAGUCAAAUGAAAAAACUAGGAAAAAGGAAGGCUUAGAGAUCACAUCAAGUUAUGACAAAUCAGAGAAGGGAAAAGAGGAUAAGAAGGAGGAAAGUACAAUUAAAAAAGAACGAAUCAGGAAUAAGGACCGCCCUACAAUGCAGCUGUACCAGCCAGGGGCACGGAGCCGCAGCCGGUUAGUGGCGUUUUCAAAGUCUAGCGAAAGCAAUAUAAAGUCAGUAGAAGAAAGCGAGGAGAAAAAGGAGCCCGAGGCUUCUGGAAACAUUGCUGAAAAGGAGAGUGAGGAAUGAAAAAGCUGCUGCUCGCUCAGUGAUUGAGCAAUCACAGUAUGCCAACCGUGUGGGGAAAUCCAAAAGUGCCCUUAUUGGAGAUGAGCUUGGAGAAUGAGAAUGGUGCAUUUUGCUUGUCAGAUUAAAAUGUUUGAAACUGGUAAUUUCCCAAUAUUAAGAAAGGAGGUUUCUUUUGUCAUCACAGUUGUGACAGGGUACUGAUGUGCAAGAUUGUUGCAGUUGGAGAUUAACUGGGAUGUAAAUUAGAUGUUGCGCUUACUAGACAGAUGCUAGUAACUCUGAAAUGUACUAGCCAACAGCUUUGAUAUGAGCUAAUGAUACCAAUGAUAUCCCAUUAUUUACGUCAGGGUAGGCAAGAGGCGAGUAAAAAGGAUGUAUUCUGUUAGCUAUAGCAGAAUUACACCGGAAAAUGCUAAUAACUUACCUGGGCUGUAAGUUAAUAUAAAUUUAGUUCAGCAUUGCAGGUUAGAGCAUGAGAGACCAAAUUCUUAGUGGCCUUGUAGAUUCCACAGUGGAAAGAUCCACGAAAAGGCCCAAGGGAGUGGAAAAAAAAUUGUUCUUUCAUACUUGUCAUAGGUGCUGGAUUUUUUUUUAGGUUUGUACCUGUCUAAGCCUAGAACAGACGGUGGGGGGGGGAAAUCAGUUGCAGUUUGUAUUGAAUUGACUAUUGAGAUCAGGUAUUGCUUCAGUUCUAGAUCUAAUCUACUGUUUCCAGUGAUUUUUGCUUAAAAUCUAACUGUUCUUUCCUAUUGCUAUGCCAAUCCAGUGCUCUUGAUCCAAAUUGUAUUUCAUCAAGAACAUGAGCAUAGUUAGGAAUGAUGAUUCAUUAAGGGACGAGUAUGAAUUGAUAAUCUACUCUCUGUGCCUUGGGAAGUCCCCUACAAUGUUGUUACCUAGUCAACCAAUAGAGGGUGCCAGUAGCUUGGUAACCAGGAGUCUGAGAGACGAAAUGUUGGGUGUGUGUGUGCUUUUUAAACAGUUCCUAGAAUGGCAAUCAGAUCCUUGAGUUGGAAAAACAGUUGAUGCUGAGCUGUUAUUUUUAUUGUGUGGGAGCAGUAUGGCUGGCAGAGAACAAAAACCUGUUCAGUGACUAAUCUUUUAAGAAUGUUGGUGAUUUACUAAGUGUGCAAAUAGUUUUGGAUCAUGUGUGGUAAAGUAAGAAAGCAAAUUUGGAGCCUGUUUCUUGAUCCCUGAUCUGCAACAUCGCUAGUUCCAUCAUUUCAAGAUUAAUAUCCCGUGGACAUUGUUCUUCAGGAUCGGAGGAGUUGGUGAAAUCAAAGAAAUGCUAAACCUGUAUCGACAGACUUUUUUUUUGAGUUUUUUUUAAGAUCAAAUGUUGCAAAGCUGUUUGUACAUUCCAAGAACAGAGUGGUUGUAAUAAUUCCAUCAAUAGAAAAUUGAAACUUUUACUAUGUUAAUUCUCAAGGUAAUGUAUGAUUUCUUUUUGUUUCUUGUGCAUUGUUUAUAUUUUUCAAUAGUGUUGAACACUUGCGAUCAAUAAAUACCCAUGACAAGA
Pristis pectinata (smalltooth sawfish) is the source of this 3279-nucleotide messenger RNA. It is a transcript of the gene upf3b, whose product is annotated as UPF3B regulator of nonsense mediated mRNA decay. Gene Ontology annotation, cellular component: cytoplasm; nucleolus. Gene Ontology annotation, biological process: positive regulation of translation; nuclear-transcribed mRNA catabolic process, nonsense-mediated decay. The record is from RefSeq and is a predicted model, not a curated record. The transcript is spliced from 10 exons. Bases 339 to 1763 code for a protein of 474 amino acids. Lineage: Eukaryota; Metazoa; Chordata; Chondrichthyes; Rhinopristiformes; Pristidae. Gene Ontology annotation, molecular function: mRNA binding.